This is a messenger RNA of Ailuropoda melanoleuca (giant panda), 3367 nucleotides long. It is a transcript of the gene LANCL2, whose product is annotated as LanC like glutathione S-transferase 2. Lineage: Eukaryota; Metazoa; Chordata; Mammalia; Carnivora; Ursidae. The coding region runs from base 867 to 2228 and encodes 453 amino acids. The transcript has 9 exons. The record is from RefSeq and is a predicted model, not a curated record. Gene Ontology annotation, biological process: carbohydrate metabolic process; peptide modification. Gene Ontology annotation, cellular component: plasma membrane.
CCGCCCCCCAGCCCCUGGGAGACACUCUCCUUGCAGUGUUUUAGGCUGUUUUGAAAUUCUUUUCUCUAGAGGAAAUUUUUUUCCUUGAUACCAAAGAGCUGCUGCUGCUGGCGUGGCUGGCGCACCGGGGGCCGAGGACAUCGGCGGCACCUCCUGGCUGGUGAAAAUGCGGACUGAUGAUGGCGCGUCUAGGGACGCGGUCUCCCUGGUCUGCAAACUGCACACUCCCUGAAUGACAGCGAAUUAUUCUCCACAGGCUGUUCCUGCGGGAAGUGCCACGCGCGGUCCUUCGGCUUCCUCUGCAAAACCUUGAGAAGGUCUCGGACGCAGAAGAGGAGCGGGGCGCGGCGGUCCGGGGGCGAUUCCAGAGCCCGGGGACUCCGGGCCCCGCCGUGCGCGUCGCCGCGGACGGGCUGUGCCAGCCGCGGGUCCCUGACCCCGCGGGGUCGCAGCCUGAGAGCGGGCGGCGGCGGGGGCGAUGCGGACCCGCGGGAGCGGACUCUGAGCGGCCGAGGCUCCGGCCUGCGCGCCUCCCCGCGGAGCCGGCUCGCUCCCGGCCAGGCAUCGGCGGCCCCGUCGGCGUCCGGGCGGGGCGGGGGCCCCACGUGCAGCCCACCAGCUGCCGCCAGAUGUGCCAGCCCCCCGCGGUGAGCCAGGCCCCCCGGAGAGGCUCCUGCCCGCUCUCGAGCCCCGCUCGUCCUCGCAGCCGGCGGCCUUCGUAAAGGAAGCCCGUUCCCCUCGUCCCCCGCCGCGCGGGACCCCGGCUCCCAAAGCGGGGCUCGACUCGAAGCCCUCGGCAGGAGGUUUGUCCCCGCCCGCUCGCCGUGCCGCGCGGCCCCGGGGGACGGAAGGAGCGCGCGGCUGAGAUGGGCGAGACCAUGUCGAAGAGACUGAAGUUCCAUCUGGGAGGGGAAGCCGAGAUGGAGGAGCGGGCGUUCACCAAUCCCUUCCCGGACUACGAGGCCGCUGCCUCCGCGGUGCUGGCCGCCGGAGCGGCCGAGGAGACGGGCUGUGCUCGCCUCCCGCCCACCACCGACGAGCUUGGCCUCCCUUUUCACAACGACGGAAAGAUCAUUCAUAAUUUCACAAGGCGAAUCCAGACCAAAAUCAAAGAUCUUCUGCAGCAGAUGGAGGAAGGGCUGAAGACAGCCGACCCGCAUGAUUGCUCUGCUUACACUGGUUGGACAGGCAUAGCCCUUUUGUACCUGCAGCUGUACCGGGUCACAUGUGACCAGACCUACCUGCUCCGGUCCCUGGAUUACGUAAAGAGGACACUUCGGAACCUCAAUGGCCGCAGGGUCACUUUCCUCUGCGGAGAUGCCGGACCCCUUGCGGUAGGAGCUGUGGUGUAUCAUAAACUCAAAAGUGAUUGCGAGUCCCAGGAAUGCAUCACAAAACUUCUGCAGCUCCAGAGAAACAUCGUGUGCCGAGAUUCAGACCUCCCUGAUGAGCUGCUUUACGGACGGGCAGGUUACCUGUACGCCUUACUCUACCUGAACACGGAGAUCGGCCCAGGCACUGUGUGCGAGGCGGCUAUUAAAGAGGUCGUCAGUGCUAUUAUUGAGUCGGGCAAGGCUCUGUCGAGGGAGGAGAGGAAGGCGGAGCGCUGCCCGCUGCUGUACCAGUGGCACAGGAAGCAGUACGUCGGGGCGGCCCACGGUGUGGCCGGCAUCUACUACAUGUUGAUGCAGCCAGCAGCAAAAGUGGACCAAGAAACCUUGACAGAAAUGGUGAAACCUAGUAUUGAUUAUGUGCGCCACAAAAGAUUCCGAUCUGGGAAUUACCCGUCGUCAUUAAGCAAUGAAACAGACCGCUUGGUCCACUGGUGUCAUGGCGCCCCGGGUGUCGUCCACAUGCUUGUGCAAGCUUAUAAGGUCUUUAAGGAGGAGAAAUACUUGAAAGAUGCCAUGGAGUGUAGCGAUGUCAUUUGGCAGCGAGGUUUGCUUCGGAAGGGCUAUGGGAUCUGCCACGGGACAGCCGGGAAUGGCUACGCGUUCCUGUCCCUGUACCAUCUCACGCAGGAUAAAAAGUAUCUCUACCGAGCUUGCAAAUUUGCAGAGUGGUGUCUCGAGUACGGAACACACGGGUGCCGCAUUCCUGACAGACCCUACUCUCUCUUUGAAGGCAUGGCAGGCGCGAUCCACUUUCUCUCCGACAUCCUGGCACCAGAGACGUCACGGUUUCCAGCAUUUGAACUUGCUCCUGCGCAGAGGGACAAAAAGAUGUAGAGAGACUACUAAGACACCCGUUUGGACCAAAAGUCAGAUUGCUUGGUGCCUGACUCAGAAGCAACUGCGAAUUCUGAAGAAGGCAAAAAAGAGAGAAGCAGACACCUCCACGGGUCCCCUUUGUUGCAAAGACCCUCAAGUUAGAGCAUGAAUGACAGAAACCGUCCCAUCAGCGUUUUUUAACAGUGUUCCCCUCCCUGGUGUAAAAUACGAAUUCUUCACGUCCAGCCUUCUGUAGAUUUGCAUGUUUCUUGGUGUUUGUUGUCUGUAGGUGUAAGUUGUUCCCAACAGAAAGCCCUUCUCUUUCCGUGAACCCAGAGCUGACUGCACAUGAGAGUAGGGCGGCAGCCGCUUCUCUGUAUAUAUUUCAGGUGAGGUGUCCUCUGUAUUGACAAACAGGGAGUAGUCAGGUGGUGUCUCUUAGAUAUCGGAAAGCCUCUCUAAGGUGAUAUCCUAGUGAUACUUUGUCAGCACUGUCUGUGAGUACCUUUCAGACAAGCAGGAGGGAAAGACCAUUCCAAAAACUGAAAAGAAACAGGACAGAUAAGAGUGGGGUUUUGCUGGAAUGGUUGGGGGUGGGGGUUGAGCCUUUGCACAAGGCAGCUGAACGCUCCCUCUUUGUGUUUUGUGUUCACCCUUAGUGUUUUUAAGAAGCCAGGGGCAUGCAUUGCAGUCUGCUGGGACUCCCUGUUCUCAGCAGAAGCUUCCGGCGCCUGUGUGGGGUUCAGCAGAAGCUUCCAGCGCCUGUGUGGGGUUCCAGCCUCCCCUGUGAAUCCCAGUCCAGAGCAGCCAGUGGCCUGGGCAGUGGACUUCACGAUAUCAGAAGACAUGCAGGGAAGCCUUUCCGUGAGCCUACUGUAUAUCAAGUGGGACUGACUAAGCAUUGGCGAUUCUAGAUUUGGUUUAGGUUAUUAAAACAGACUACACCUCAAUUUUAUCAACAUCAUGACUUAUUAUAAGUUCAGUGGAUACAAUUCCAGAUUCCAGAUCUCCUGAUUUGUUUGUGAUCUCCAAAGUGUGUCUGAAUUUAAAAACCGUAUGUGCGCAAUACCAUUUUAAAAUUUGAAAGAAAAUAAGUUGAUGGCCACAAAAAGUGUGUGGGUUCUUUGGUUUUGUCAGUAAAGACGGUUCUGCGAUGA